CUGACGGCCAGGCUUGCGCCUUCGUUCCCUGAUCUGUUUUGCGUCAAGGAUCGUCUGGAUUUUUCAUUCCAUCGACAUGGUUGCUACUCUCUACAGCGUUCCCGCAAGUACUUCUUGCAUCUUCGUGCGCUCACUAGCAAGGCACAUUGGCUUCGAUCUAACUGUCAAACACCUGGACUUCACUAAGAACGAGCACCUCGCCGAGGAUUACCUGAAGCUUAACCCCUUUCACAAGGUACCCACCCUCGACGAUGGAGGCUUCGUCGUUUACGAGAGCACCGCCAUCGCCUACUACAUGCUGCGCAAGCACGCCCCUGAGUGUGACUUGUACCCCAGAAGCAUUGAACUCCGAACUCGUGUUGACCAAGUUCUCGCCACCGUCGCCACCACCAUUCAGCCCAAGCAUUUCACCUUCCUUCGUGAUACCUUCUGCGAAAACCUCAAGCCGACUGAAGGAAACAUGGCUGCUUACGAGGAAGGCGUUCUAAAAAGGCUGGAGCUCCUCAUUGGUGCAGGACCGUUCUCUCUAGGUGACACACUCACAUUAGGCGAUCUCUUCAUCGUGGCCAAUCUGGCUGUGGCUCUGAAUACUGCAGCGGACCCUGUGAAGUUCCCGACUCUUGUCGACUACUACGAGCGCGUCAAGGUAGCCCUUCCGUACUUCGAAGAAAUUUGCGAGCCUGCCAUCGCUUUCAUCAAGGAGCGUUGGGCUCAACUGAAGUAAUCUUUUCUGUCGUGCAGAUAUGACCUAAUUAAUAAACCAAUCCAACCAUU
This is a messenger RNA of Dermacentor andersoni, 774 nucleotides long. RefSeq names its product glutathione S-transferase 2-like. Gene Ontology annotation, molecular function: glutathione transferase activity. Lineage: Eukaryota; Metazoa; Arthropoda; Arachnida; Ixodida; Ixodidae. The record is from RefSeq and is a predicted model, not a curated record. Gene Ontology annotation, biological process: glutathione metabolic process.